AUGAGCAGCACGACCGCUCUCGCCGUCCGCGGAGGAUCGAUCCUGCCUUCGAUCUGCCUCCUCGCUUGGCUUCCUGGCGCAGAGCCCGCCGCACCCGGUUUGCCCUGUGCGCCGACCUGGCGCCGCCAGGCGCCAGCCGACCUGGCGCCGCUGGAGGCUGAGCUCGACUCCGUGGGCGAGCGGCUGACGAGGGCCGAGCAGGCCGUGCAGAACCUGAGCGUCAGCGUCGAGGCACUGUCGAGCGGGCCCGUUUGUCCGCUGGAGGGGCCACCUCCGAAGGCGGCGAGCGCGGCGGUCGCCAGGCCGCCGCCUGCAGUGGGCGACGAGCUGAAGGAGUGUGGGCCGUCGCGGCCGUGGGCGUGA
Messenger RNA from Prorocentrum cordatum, 363 nucleotides. Lineage: Eukaryota; Dinophyceae; Prorocentrales; Prorocentraceae. The record is from the annotation of a GenBank genome assembly.